AAAAAAAAAAAAAAAAAAACCCACUAAUAUCGUUAAAUUAUCACCACUACCCCUAAUCACUCUCCCUAAAUUUGCAUAACUCCCUUUAUUAUAAGGACAAAAUGGAAACUCCAAAAUUGUUAAUACAUACACCACAAAACUUGGAACUCCUCCUCCCUAGAGUUCUACCAUUACUAAAACUAACAUUAUUUUAGAACGGCGAAUCUUUAAAAUUUCAUUUAAUCAAAAUCAAAUCAUAUACUCCAAAAAAAUUAAAUAAAAUAAAUCGAAAUGACAAGCUGUCAAAAUAUAAUUGGCUGGGAUAUCUCUGGAAUUAUACUGUCACCGUAGGAUCAUAUUCAUCGCCACGUCAUUAUCUAUGACUCACGAUUUUUAACUCACAUGCUUCGGUCGAUCCCAAUUGAUUUUUGUCCUUAAAUGUUUCUUCAUUCCCUUAAAUACCUCUAACUUUUUCAUCACAAAUUCACAACUUUCAAGAAAAUUAUAAAUUAAUUUCUUCUACUCUAUUUUAUACGGAGUACUUUGUAUAUACUCCAAAUUAUUCUUCCAAAUCCCCAAAAAAGCAUAAACUAGAAGAAAAACAAUUAUGGGGGAUUCUUCUCCUUUGCUUUCAAAUCAAAGCGAUGAUCAUAAUUCUAGUCAAUAUGAUUAUCGUCACCCACCCCGUAAUAAAAAUCAAAUUGUCAAUGAUCGAAUCGAGCAAUGCAUCGGAAACUUAGGUUGUGCACAAGUUUUCCAGUGUAUUCUCGUGUCGUUUGCUUGGGCAUUCGACGCCCAGCAAACGUUUAUUUCGAUUUUUACUGAUGCUGAGCCCGCGUGGCAUUGCACGUCGGGCUCGUGUGGGACCGAUAUUUGUGCCAUUCCUGCGGGCGCCACUUGGGAGUGGGACGCCCCCAGGAAGGCAACAAUUAUAUCCGAGUAUGGCUUGCAAUGCGCCAACUCUUUUCUGACGGGGCUCCCGGCCUCAUCUUUCUUUAUCGGUUGUCUUAUUGGUGGCCUUGUAUUGGCGACGUUGGCGGACUCAUGGCUCGGCCGCAAGAAUCUUUUGCUGAUCUCGUGCUUAGCGAUGUCAUUAUCAGGUAUAUUUACAGCAUUGUUCUCGGAAAAUAUAUGGAUUUACGCGCUUUUGAGAUUUGUUUCGGGUUUUGGAAGGGCGGCUAUUGGGACGUGUUCAUUGGUGUUAGCCACCGAAGUGGUGGGUAAGCAGUGGCGUGGACAAGUUGGUGUGAUUGGUUUCGUCUGCUUUUCCUUUGGUUUUCUAUCUUUACCCGGUAUUGCCUUUUUGACUAAUGGUGAAUCAUGGAGAGCGAUGUAUAUGUGGGCAUCGAUCCCAGCUUUGGUGUAUUGUGUUCUUGUGUUUGUGUUUGUUAGGGAAUCCCCGCGCUGGCUUCUUAUUCGAGGGCGGCGCGAGGAGGCAAUGGAUGCGCUAAAAAAUAUCGCGACCCUACACCAAAGCCAACUCACUUUGAGUUUCUUUGGUGAAGAGGAGGCCCCUCGCGGAGAUGACACUGAUGUGUACUCCGCGAUGAGGGUCUUAAUGUCGAGGGCAUGGGCCCUUCGACGUCUAGUAACGGUUUCCGUGAUGUGUAUUGGGAUUGGAGUGGUUUAUUAUGGUAUGCCAUUAGCCCUUGGUAAUUUGCCCUUUAAUCUCUAUGUGAGUGUCACCCUUAACGCAUUGGCGGAAUUGCCAGGGUCGUUUUUGACAUUUGUUUUGAUUAAUAGACUAGAUAGGAAAAUUGCUGUAGUUGGGUUCACAUUAUUGAGUGGAUUGUGCAGCAUUUUGGUUGUUGUUGUAGGAUAUUUUGAGCAAUUGAUUAUCCUACAAGCUGUUCUUGAGAUACUUUCAUUCCUUAGUGCUGUUUCCGGGUUGAACCUCAUGUUGAUCUUCACAAUCGAGCUAUUUCCUACUUGUGUUCGCAACUCGGCCGUGUCUAUGGCACGUCAAGCCCUCGUGUUUGGAGGGGCUUUCGCCCCGCCUUUGGUGGCAGCAGGGCGUAAGGAUCCGUUCAUAGCCUACGGGGUGUUUGGGAUUGUGAUCGCCGGUUGUGGAAUGUUCGCGAUAUUCUUACCGGAGACCAGGGGAACCGCGCUAGCGGAUACCAUGGACGAGGAGGAGGACAAGGCACAAAAGCUAGGCAGCUUCUGGGCAACUCACUAAUUAUUCUUUUGGAGGCUAAGGUGACUGCUUGUUAAGUUGUAUGAUUGAUGAUCUGUUUCUUGUCAUUGAUUAUUUAGAUUUUUUGGUUUGUUUGUUCUUAGGAUGGGGUCAAUUUUUGUGGGCAAGUAAUACUAGUUGAGCGAAAAAACAUAAAUACCAUAGAUGUUAUAGCUAGGUUGAGCUAGCUAGUUGGCAAUUGAAUGUAACAUGUUACAUAUACAUACUUUGGUGUAUUCCAACUCUAUAGUAUGAGAUGAUCCACAAUUUUGAUUA
Chenopodium quinoa (quinoa) is the source of this 2431-nucleotide messenger RNA. RefSeq names its product organic cation/carnitine transporter 3-like. Gene Ontology annotation, cellular component: membrane. Gene Ontology annotation, molecular function: transmembrane transporter activity. The coding region runs from base 587 to 2158 and encodes 523 amino acids. NCBI's taxonomy places the organism in Eukaryota, Viridiplantae, Streptophyta, Magnoliopsida, Caryophyllales, Amaranthaceae. Gene Ontology annotation, biological process: transmembrane transport. The record is from RefSeq and is a predicted model, not a curated record. The transcript has a single exon.